GCCCGUCCUUUCAUUGUGGGAGUGACCAGAAACGGCUGUGCUCACACAGAAGGGCACCGACAUGAACUCACGUAAAGUACUCACGUAAAGUACACUGUUGGAUAAUGUUAACACCAGGAUACUCUGCUCUGUAACGGCUACUGACUCUCCUUCAAACUGCAGUUUAGUUUGGGUUAAUUAAAAUGGCGUCCAAAGCAGCAGCAGCAGCAGCGGCGGGCUGUUUAACAUGGAGGGUAUUCAGUCCUUUUACCCUCCACGCUCCAUGCAGUUUAUCAGCACUGAAUAUUCGGCAGUGCAGCUCCAAACUGGCAACCCAACCGGACAAAACACCAAAGAGAUCUGCCUUCAGACCAGCAGCCAGCUCCACACACGACUGGAUCGGUCCACCCAACCCUCUUUCCAACCUGCGGCCAAUCGUGUACCACGUCCCUGGGAACGAAUCGGAGCUGGAGAAACGUCUGAGACACCUGAGGCAGGAGACGGAGGACUGGAACCACGACUUCUGGACCAAGCAGAACAUCAGCUACAGCAAGGAAAAAGAUGCGUUCAUCUUUUCAUCACUGAAAGCAAAAGGCUUGACGUUGCGUGAUGAGCAAGGACGCCGCCGGGCCCUGAACAGUGAAGAAAUGGCGGUGUUUUACAAAAGCUUCCUGGAAACAAACAGACUACGCCACGCGGAUUAUAACAAGGAAUGGUACCGACGUAACUUCACCAUCACCUUGCUCAUGGCCCGAGUCGCCCUAAAGAACAUGUGGAGGACUAUUACUGAAAGACACAGCAGCAAGAAAAACAGCUCUCCUACCACUGAUAAUAAAUAAUGUAUUCACCCACCCUAU
Messenger RNA from Sander lucioperca (pikeperch), 836 nucleotides. Its product is annotated as cytochrome c oxidase assembly factor 8. Gene Ontology annotation, cellular component: mitochondrion. Lineage: Eukaryota; Metazoa; Chordata; Actinopteri; Perciformes; Percidae. Bases 183 to 818 code for a protein of 211 amino acids. Gene Ontology annotation, biological process: intrinsic apoptotic signaling pathway. The transcript is spliced from 5 exons. The record is from RefSeq and is a predicted model, not a curated record.